Mobula hypostoma (lesser devil ray) is the source of this 19126-nucleotide messenger RNA. RefSeq names its product adhesion G protein-coupled receptor V1 (gene adgrv1). Gene Ontology annotation, molecular function: G protein-coupled receptor activity; G-protein alpha-subunit binding; adenylate cyclase inhibitor activity. The transcript is spliced from 89 exons. Gene Ontology annotation, biological process: G protein-coupled receptor signaling pathway; negative regulation of adenylate cyclase activity; sensory perception of sound. Lineage: Eukaryota; Metazoa; Chordata; Chondrichthyes; Myliobatiformes; Myliobatidae. Gene Ontology annotation, cellular component: cytoplasm; stereocilium; membrane. The record is from RefSeq and is a predicted model, not a curated record. Bases 1 to 18795 code for a protein of 6264 amino acids.
AUGCCUGCUGCCUUCUCAGUGGCUGAGCUUGUUUUGGGCCUCUGUAUCACGCUUGCAUGUGCCGAUACAGAAGUCAGGUUUGCAGGUCAAACAAACUUUGUGGUGAACGAAACAAGUAUAUCAGUCAUACGUUUGGUUAUUGAAAGGAUCGGAGUUCCAGCCAAUGUCACUGCACUCUUACUGCUUCAGGGAGAAGAUACUGGUGAUUUUGAGGCCACAUCUGCUGCAGCCAGAUUAUUGACCACAGAAACAAAUAAAACCGUGUACAUUGCUGUCAAAGAUGAUGAUUUUCCGGAAGCAGAUGAGUCCUUUACUUUCUCUCUUAGCCUUCAGGGAACCUUUUCUGACGUUACGCUUGGAAUGCCCAGUAUUGCCAGGAUAACCAUUCUAUCAAAUGAUAAUGCCUUUGGAAUUAUUUCUUUCAACAUGUCUUCCAUAAUUAUUGUCAGUGAGGCAAGGGAGAGAAAAGAACUUGUCCCGCUUACACUAAUCAGAAAGAAAGGAACCUAUGGAACCGUAACUGUGACCUUUGAGGUUACAGCAGGUCGAGAUUCUGCUGAGGAAGAUGUCAGCCCAGCACAGGGAACAAUUAUUCUUCCUCCUGGGAGAGCAGUGAUUGAUUACAACCUUACUAUUCUAGAUGAUCAGAUUCCUGAAAAUGAAGAGGUUUUCACCGUCCAGUUGACGAGUGUUGAGGGAGGAGCUGAAAUUAACUCUACGCAAAGUAGUUUUCAACUCGUAAUCAAUAAAAAUGAUUGUCCACUCCGAUUAGCACAGGCAGUGUACACGGUGCCUGAGACUGUUGGUGUGAUUAGCAUACCAGUCAUUCGAGGGAGGGACCAAGAUGGAAAAUUAAUUGGUUCUGAUGAUGUUCUGAUCUCUGUUGAUUACCAGAUAGUUGCUGGAAACGGUUCUACCAAUGCACUGUUACACUCUGAUUUUAUUGAUCUCCAGCCAAACAGGACCAUUGUUUUCCCUCCAUAUGUUUAUGAAAUCAAUCUGAACUUUCAGAUUAUUAAUGAUUCUGACCCUGAAAUUGCCGAGUCCUUUCAGAUUGUUUUACUUGAAGCUACGGUACAAGGAGACGCAGUGUUGCUUAGCCCGAGUAAAGUUCAAGUUAUUGUUGAGCCAAAUGACAAACCCCACGGAGUUCUGUCAAUUAACAGCAGUCUGUUAGCACAGACAGUUGUGAUCGAUGAAGAUACGUCAACAAGAUUUGAUGGAAUUACGAUUGUAAGGAAUGGAGGGACACAUGGUAAUGUCUCAGUAAACUGGAUUAUUUCACGGAGUAUCGGUGACUCAUCAGCGGUCACUGAAGACCUCAAGCCGUCAUCAGGAUCUCUGCAACUUGUUGAAGGGCAAAUGCUGGCUGUUGUGCCCCUCACCAUUGUUAAUGAUGAUAUUCCCGAGGAAGCAGAGGCUUAUCUUUUCCAGCUGUUAAACAGCACAAUAACAGGAGGAGCAGAGCUGGAUGAUCCCGUGCAAAUUAUAUUUUAUAUUCAAGAUAGUGAUGAUGUUUAUGGCUUAAUUAGCUUCUAUUCUCUGGAGGGACAGAAGAUUGAAAGUAGUCCUGCUGGGCGGUUUCUGUCGUUGAGUUUUGGCAGGCACAAUGGAACUGUUGGGGCUGUACAGCUGAACUACACUGUACUGUACCUCCCUGCUGGCAUUCUGGAUCUUUCCAAAGCAAAGGACGACAUUCUAAAAGUCUCCAGUCAAAAUAGUGUCAUCUUCACAGCGGGACAGUCACUGGCGAGCCUCAAGCUGCCGAUAAGAAACGAUGCAUUCCUUCAGAAUGGAGCAAGCUUUCUUGUGCGGCUGGAGACGGUGGAACUCAUAAACAUCCUAACCCCCGUUCCUUCAUUGAGCCCCAGGCUUGCCGAUGUGCUGAUGGUCUCACUAAUGAUCACUCCUGAGUUGGCAAAUGGAGAAGUUGGGUUUAGCAGCAAUGAAACUCUCUUUGUCUAUGAGCCAGAGAACUCGUCUGACGGUCAGAUCUAUAUUGCUUUGCUACGUGAUGGAACUGACGGCUCUGCAGAGGUUUUCUGGCAUUUGGAGCCCACUGGUGUGAAUCGUGACAACAUCGGGGUUGAUGACCUCAGCCCGUUCAAUGGUUCUGUUCAAUUCUCAUCAGGCCAAAGCAACGUGACAGUCAACAUCACAGUAAAACCUGAUGAUCUGCCCGAAUUAAAUGAGACUGUGAUUAUCUCUUUAGACAGGGCUGACCCAGAAAAUCAGAUUAUGAAAUCAAAUUUCAUCAAGAGAAAAAUAGUUAUUUUACAAAAUGACGAACCAGGUGGAAUAUUUGAAUUUUCUUCACAGACGAGAGGACCAUAUUUUGUGCAUGAAGGCGUUGCCUUUGAACUCAAGAUUGUACGAUACCACGGCACACUCGUGAGACAGUUCUUGCGCUAUGUCGUAGAACCUGCACAGUCCUUUGAGUUCUAUGGGAAUACGGGAGUUGUUGAGUUCAGUCCUGGUGAAAGAGAAGUAGCAAUAACAUUGCUGGCAAGGCAGGAUAGCAUUCCAGAGCUGGAUGAACACUACUCUGCCAUACUCAGCAGCCAUGGGAUACCGCCAAGCAAGUUGGGCACUGCUACUCAAGUCAAUAUCACAGUUAUGAAGAAUGAUGAUCCUUAUGGUGUCUUACAGUUCAACACUCCAGAUUUGACUCAAAGCAUUAAGGAAAGCAAGGAUGAUGUUGUAAACAAAGCUGAUUUUACUGUAAUCCGUGACCGAGGAACAUUUGGUGACAUCAGUGUUCACUGGAGAUUGGACCCAGCAUUCACGAAUGAUGUAUACCCUAUACAAGGUGUGGUCAACUUUAGAAGCGGAGAAUCUUCAAAGACUAUCACUCUCCAGUCCCUUCCUGAUUCUAUCCCUGAGGAAAUGGAAACUUUCACAAUCAUUCUUUGGAAUGUCACUGGAAAUGCUAGGCUUGGAAGUUUACUGAACGCAACAUUGCUUAUCAAUAAAAAUGACGAUCCCAUCUAUUUUGAAGAGCCAAGUGUAAUUCGAGUCCAAGAAGGAGGUGUUGGCAAUCUCACAGUUGUUAGAAAUGGAUCUGCAGACUUCGUCACUGUCGUUGUCUACAAUGUUGAAAAUGGAGGAGCCUCCCAACAUGAGGGAGAUUUUAAUUCUCCAUCUGAGAAUAUGACACUGGUAUUUGAAGUUGGAGAAAGAGCUAAGACCAUUUCUGUGAUUAUUAAUGAAGAUGAUAUUCCUGAAAUGGAUGAAAUGUUCUACGUUGUGUUACUUAAUUCGACAGGUGAUACGGUUAUUCAUGAGUCUGAAAGGGCUACCGUCAUCAUUGAAGCAAAUGAUGAUCCGAAUGGAAUUUUCUCUUUGGAAUCUGCAGAGAAGACAGUCUUUGAGGGAACAACCAACAAUGUUAUGAUUUUGAGACAGCGAGGGAUAUUUGGAAAUGUCUCUGUUUCGUGGCAGCUAUUUGUCAAUGAUACUUUACUGCAACCUGGGCAGGAGUUUUCCAAAACAUCUGGUAUUGUGCUCUUCACUACUGGAGAACUCUGCUCUCCUAUAACAGUCCAUGCACUUCCCGAUGGAAUUCCAGAAUUUAGUGAAACUUAUGUUCUCAGGUUGAUCAAUGCUUCAGGUGGGGCUCCUGGCCCUGGUGGUCAAUUAUCAAAUCAGAGCUUAAGUACCAAUGUUGUGAUUCCACUUAACGAUGAUCCUUUUGGAGUUUUCGUCCUGGAUGCAGAAAGCCAGGACAGGGAGGUUGCGGAGGACGUGCUCUCAGAUGAGGACAUGUCAUACAUUACUAACUUCACCAUUCAGCGACUGCAAGGUGCAUUUGGAGAUGUUCGAAUCGGGUGGGAGAUACUGUCCAAUGCAUUUAGAUACAGACUGCCUGAAAUGACGGACUUUAUACUGGUUGGAACAUUUCCCAGCUCUGUUGAGCUACGUCCUCACACCAGGCGACGACACACGGGUACAGAUGCCCUGUACUUUAGUGGGGCAGAGGGUGUGUAUGGAACUGUUCACCCAGAAUAUCAGCCAUGGAUGAAGAAUACAGUUGCAAAUUUUACAUUGUCUGCUUGGGUGAUACCCGAUCUCAACACCAAUGGGUUUAUCAUAUCGAAGACAAGUGACAAUGCCACCAUUUAUUAUGCUAUGAAGUUGACGACCAAUGAAUCCUCCUUGUCAGUAACGUUUUGCUAUAGCGUGUUGAGCUCAAAUAUUACUCAUGUUGCCACGGGAACAGCGUUAAGGUACCUGGAUGAAAAUACCUGGAUGCACAUUAUAAUUGUAGUGGCUGAUGGAAUGAUUGAAUUUUAUUUGAAUGGGAUUCUACUUCCUGAUGGCGUUAAGCAUCUCAGAGGUGAAGCAAUCAUAGACGGGCCUGGUUUUCUAACGGUUGGGGCGAAUACAGAUGGGCAGAACAGGUUCACGGGGCUAAUGCAAGAUGUGAGAAUUUAUGUUCGUAAGCUGAACCGAGAUGAAAUCCAUGAAAUUCACACCACUCCGGCGAAGGCUGACCUCCACCCGAUCUCUGGGUACCUGGAAUACAGAGGAGGAGAGAAAAAGAAGUCGUUUAUCGUUGCUGCAAGAGACGAUGCUGAGGAGGAAGGGGAAGAAUCAUUCACCUUGAAACUGACAAGUGUGUAUGGUGGAGCCAGGAUUUCACAGCACAAUGCCACAGCCAGACUGCGAAUACAGAAAAGUGACAAUGCCAAUGGACUGUUUGGUUUCACUGGGACCUGCAUUCCACAGAUGGCCAGUGAGGGAUCUACAAUUUCAUGUGUUGUAGAAAGAACAAGAGGAGCCUUGGACUCUGUCUUUGUGAAUUACAAUAUCACACAGGUUGAAUUUGACAACAGUGAUGUGAGUGAUUUUGUCAACUCCACUGGUACCAUCACUUUUGCUCCCCAGCAAAACUCUGAGGUUUUGAAUGUGCACGUUCUAGACGACAAUUUACCUGAGACUGCUGAGCACUUCAGAAUUUCUCUGGUUUCCGCGAUAUCUGGAGAUGGAAAAGUCGGCUCAACUCCAACCAGCGGGGCCAGUAUUGACCAGGAGAAAGCAAGCACACAAGUCGUAAUAAAAGCCAGUGAUCACCCAUAUGGUUUGCUGCAGUUUUCUACUGGGCCACCACCUGAUACAGAUGUCAUUGUCUCUCCCGCACUUUCCGUGCCAAGCAUUACCGUGAAGGAAGAAAUCGGUUCAGUCAGACUGCUCGUAGUUCGUGCACAGGGGCUUCUGGGUAAUGUUGCUGUGGCAUACCAAACUGUUCCUCUGACAGCUACCAGUCCAUCUGAUUACCAAGAUACAUCAGGCACUCUACAGUUCAAACACGGAGAGCAGUAUAAAUACGUCACUGUAAAUAUCACAGACGAUUCUGUUCCAGAACUGCCCGGCAGCUUCAAGGUGGUACUAUUGAACUCAGAGAAAAUGGCUGAACCAUUUGGCACCAGCAGUAGUGGAGAUGGUGAAGUGGAGUUUGUCCUUCCAGAUUUCCAUGUGCACGCUAGCCUUGCAAUCGCUUCUGAAAUCAUUGUUACUAUUGAUGCCUCUGACGAUGCGUAUGGAGUGUUCCAGUUCAGUAAUGACUCUUUGCAUACAAACAGCACAGAACCUGAAGGGGGUCAUGAUAUAGUUUUACUACAGGUUAUCCGUACUGGUGGUGCACUGUCUCAGGUUAUUUUGUUUUGGGAGGUGAACUCUGACCCUGACAACAACCUGGUCAAUAUCUGUGGCAAUGUCACGUUCGAAAUGGGACAAACGCUGGCUGACAUUGAGCUACAGAUGGCUUCGGACGAUGUGCCGGAAUUGGAUGAACAGUUCAUGAUUCACAUUACUGAUGUCACCAAAGGACGACUGGGAAUUCGAGUAAAUGCCACCUUGACAGUUUUAGCUAAUGAUGAUCCUUAUGGUGUGUUCAUCUUUUCGGGAAGAAGUCAACCAAUCAGAGUUGAGGAGAAGGACCAGAACGUGACAUUGACAGUUCAGCGACUUAACGGAUUGAUGGGUAUCACCAUAGUUACCUACUCAACCGUGGAUGACACAAGAUCAACUGGUCUGCCAUAUUUCAUUGCUCUGGCAAUGGAUAAAAGUGAUUAUCUUGCUGUGUCGGGGACAAUAAUCUUUGAAGCCAAUCAAACAGAAGCUAACAUAACUCUUCCUAUUCUGGACGAUGGAGAACCUGAGAGGCCAGAGUCUGUCUUUGUCCAGUUACAGAACGUUGCACUGCUGAGAGGGGAGCAGGACAGACCAAUUGCUGAUUCUCCUCGCCUUGGAGCACAGAAUGACAUCAUAGCGCAGGUGAUAAUCGACGCCAAUGAUGAUGCAUUUGGUACCCUGCAGCUCUCCACUUCUGCUGUACGCGUUCCUGAAAAUUACAUUGGACCGAUAAUCAACGUGACAAGGACUGGAGGCAUAUAUGCAGACGUGUCUGUGAAAUUCCAAGCUUUGUCAAUGACUGCAAGAGCUGGUGAAGAUUACAGCAUAGCCUCAUCUGAUGUGAUCCUACUGGAAGGGGAAACCAGCAAAGCAGUGCCCAUUUACCUUCUCAAUGACAUGUUGCCAGAACCUGAAGAGUCGUUCCAUGUUAAACUCAUCAAUGAGACUACAGGAGGAGCUGUGCUUGGAGCGAUUACACAGGCAACUGUUACUAUUGAGGCUUCUGAUGACCCUUAUGGAUCCUUUGUUUUUGAAGGAACAGAGUUCAUUGUUGCAGAACCAGAAUCGAAAACCAGAGUGAUAAAUCUGCAAGUUGUUAGAAAUGCUGGGACACUUGGUACUGUCUCAGUCCAUUGGGUUGCCACAAUGAAUGAGCGUGAGGUUACCAGCGAUCUCCAUGAGACCUCAGGAGAGAUUAUCUUUGCUCCAGGACAAACUACUCAAACUUUACAAUUGGAAUUACUAUCAGAUGACAUCCCUGAAGUUGAAGAGGUCAUUCAGGUGAAACUUACCCAUUCUUCCUAUGGGAGCUCCGUUGGGAGAAACGAUACGGUGAAUAUUAUUGUUCCAGCGAAUGACAACCCUUAUGGUACUGUUCAUUUCACACACACAGCAUACAAAGUCCAAGAGCCACUGGAAAGUAACUCCAGAGAAAAUAUCACCGUGGCCAGAAGCGGAGGCCAUUUUGGGCAACUGAGAAUCUUUUACCGCACCUCUACGAUUCCUGUUUUGGAGCUUUUGAUAACAGAAGGGCAGGACCUGCUCUUUUACUAUGAAUCUCCAGUUCGUGGAAUCACAGAUGGACAACCUAUGUUUCAGCUGAAUGUUUCUCUGGAGGUGGAUGCUUUUCAUGCAUGUGCAGCUUUUUGUCUGAAAGAACAGGCUUGCUUGGCUUUCUCAUUCAGCAAUAUCUCUGGCCAGGCCAAUUGCUCCUGGACAAUUUCAGCAGCCGACAUUCUGUCCCCCAGUGCAGAAUUUGGAACAUAUCGCAAGAAUAGUUCGAAGGUGUCCACCCUGUUGAGAUCUCAGGCCACAGCUGGCUCUGACUAUGAGCCAAUCUCCAGACAAUGGGCGGUCAUGCAUGAAGGAGAUGAGUCUGCGAAUCUCUCAGUUUUAAUACAAACAGACACAAUACCAGAAUGCGAUGAAAAGUUUGCUGUUUUGCUUCUAAGUGUGGAACUGCUGAAUGAGAAGGUCACUCCAGAAAACCAGCCCACGACUGGACGGCCAGAUGUUGCAACGGUUAUCAUAGCCAUGAAUGGGGAUGCAUUUGGCACCUUUCUGCUCUACUCAGUGAACGUUAAUGCUACAGAGAAAGGAAGCUACCUUGAAGUAAGAGAGGAAACGGAGAUGACAGUGCAGCUUGUGGUAGACAGGAGUGGUGGAAGUCUUGGUGAGGUGACUGUGGAGUGGAGCGUGGUUGGUGGCACAGCUACAAGAAACAUAGAUUUCGUUGGUGAUGGUGAAAUAUUAACAUUUGCAGAAGGUGAGAAUAAGAGGGUUGUCACAUUAGAAAUCGUGGAUGAUGAAGAACCAGAAGACAAUGAGACCAUUGUGAUCCGCUUGACACAUACUGAAGGUGGCAGCCGUAUUCUGCCCAGCUCUGACACAGUCACUGUGGUCAUUCUAGCCAGCGAUUAUGUUGCAGGCGUCAUUAGUUUUCACGCAUCCUCACGCUCAGUCACGGGACAGGAAGGAGAAACUUUGCUACUCUGGAUUGAAAGGAAUUCCCCAGGAAGAGGAAACAUUACUGUUGACUGGCAGAUUAAUGGGCGAUAUGUCCAAGAGAACUUUGUGGAUUUUAGGGGGACCCUUUUUCUCUCUGAGGGCAUUCUAAAUGCAUCCCUUCUGGUCCACAUACUCGAGGAUGAUAUCCCUGAAGAAAAGGAGGAAUACGGAAUUAUUUUGUCAAAUGUCAGAACUCAAGGCAUUCCCACAAUGGGUGCUGCUGUUCUUGACAGUCUGGGAUACAAAGCCAUUCUUACAGUGGAAGCCAGUGAUGACCCAUAUGGAAUAGUGACAUUUUCUGAAUCAUCUCGCUCCGUUUCUGUUAAGGAAGGCAACAGCAUCAUUCAUCUCUUUAUCAGGAGGGAUUUUGGAACCCUUGGAGCAAUUAACAUCACAUUUGAGACUGUCGAAGGAUCUUUGCUCCGUCUGAACCAAACUGAUGAUGGAUCUCUGGCUGAGCCUGGUCUUGACUUUCUGCUCACAUCUGGUUUUGUUACUAUGGAGCAAGGAGAAUCCACUGCAGCUAUAAAUGUCACAAUUUUAGAGGAUGAUAUUCCUGAAUUGCAGGAGGUCUUUCUUGUGAAUCUAACAUCCGUGAAGCUCAUCUGGUCAGAUCAAAGCCUUUUCCCCCCUCGAUUGGAUGCGGCAGGACAGGUUUCUGAGAUAACUAUUAAUGCAAAUGAUGGUGUGAAGGGAAUUAUUGAAUGGCAACACAUUAAUUUGAAAGUGAAUGAAACCAUGGAAACUCUCAUCCUGGUGAUAUAUCGAGAUAGGGGCACAUAUGGGAAUGUUUCAGUGCUUUGCCAUCCUCAGAAUUUAAAAGCACAACUUGGAUUGGACUUCAAUGUGCAACCGAAGAUAAUUUAUUUUGGUGAUGGUGAAAGAUACCAAAGCGUAGAGGUUGCAGUCUAUGAUGACGAUACUCCGGAAGGGGAUGAGGACUUCCUGAUGAUUCUCACUAAUCCCUCUUUAGGAUUAGAACUCGGAGAAAGGACCACAGCCACUGUGAUCAUCUCUGCCAAUGAUGAUGGGCAUGGGAUUCUGUUGUUUAACAACACUGAGCACUUUUUCCUUAAGGAGCCAACAGCCCUAGGUGUAUCAGAGAGUGUUGCUGAACUGCACAUUAUACGAGAGCCACCAGAGGGGACAUUUGGGACCGUCUCUGUUCAGUACGCUGUCACAAGUGUGAAUGGAUCUGAUCCUUGGCUGGACUUAAUGCCUACACAAGGUCUUAUUGUAUUGGAAGAUGGUAUAAGAAAGAAGAUUCUGCAUAUUUCUGCUAUUUUGGAUGAAGAGUCGGAGAUGGAUGAAGAAUUCUUGGUUACUCUGUUCGCCCCUGCAGGAGGGGCAAGACUGGGUGACAGGACAGAGAUACACAUCACAGUCCUUCAGAAUCAGGCACCACUCGGACUUUUUAGCAUCUUCCCUCUAGGAAACAGGAAUCGCUCUCUGACCCUGGAAGAAGGCAAUAAAACCUUGUAUUUUAAUAUUUCUCGAAGUAAUGGUUUAGAGAAUAGAGUGACUGUGGACUGGGAGACACAAUCUGGGACAGCAUUUGGAAUAAAGGGUGAUAUUCUGGUGUUGUCCACAGUGCAGAAUUUCCCCGAAGUACUCGGAUCAAGGUGGUGUUUCCUGACAUUUAACAACAGUCUGUUUGGAAUUUUUCUUCGAAUAAAUGGGAGUGACUGGGAGUUAGGUGCAGUGUCGACCCUGUACCAAUGGCGGGGUGUAUUUGUCUCAGUGCAGGUAACAGAAAUCCAAAAUGCCCUGAAUUGCUUGUCUGGAAUUAUAAUUGAUAUUUAUCCUUCCAUUUCCCCCACAUUCAUGUGCCUUCCUAGAUGUCUCUUGAAAGUCCUAAGUUUUUUAAUUUUUAAUUUUUUUUUCAGAUUCAUCACAGUAACAGAAGUUAAUAAUGUCAUUUUCUUACAGAACAUCGAAGCACAGAAUCCCACAGGAUGUACGACCUUUGUUAAAAGUGAUGUAUCUUAUAUAAUCAUAACUCACAGUGGAAUAACAGGAGUGAAAGCGUCCAAUAACAGCAUUUACAGCUUUACAUUGCAAACUGAAUUAACGUUGAUUCAAUCUUUGAUUGUCCCAGAGAGCAGUGAUGUAAAACACUUCACACAGGAAAACGAAGAUUAUUUGAUCAUCAGCAGUCAAGUGGAUGCUCUUGACAGUAACUCAAAGAUCUAUCGAUGGAAUGGGAAUUCAUUUAUUUUUCAUCAAAACCUACCGACCCGUAGUGCUACUGGCCUGGCUCUGUUUAAACAAGGAAAUCUACUGUACCUGGCUGUUUCCCAGUUCAACAGAGCAUCCGCCCUCUUUCAGUGGAGUGACGAUCAGUUUGGCCAGCUCCAGAACUUAUCUGUCUCUGGAGGGACGUACGUCAGUAGCGUGACUGCUGAGGGUGACACCUACCUUGCCUUUGGCAAUCACACUUCCUGUCACGUGUACGUUUGGAGGGCAGAGCAGCCCUUUUUAAAUGUGGUCCAGACUAUUCCUGUCAAUACCGUGAGAAGCAUUGAUCUCUUUGCACCUCCUGGCACGGUUCAUCUCCUGUUGAAUGGUGGAGACAAGUCAAAUCUCUACACAUGGGACAUGAGGAGCGGCCAUUUUGUAUUGGCACUGAAGCUCCCACCAUCAGAUCACAUGGUGUCUGUCACUGCCCCUUCCCAUAAUGGAACUAGAGCCCUCAUUGCUUCAGUGGGCAAUUUUGAUUCCUGGAUCUAUGAGCUGGCUUCUGUUUCUAACGAAUCGGAUUUCAUUCCAGGAUUUGCUGAGCUCAUCUUUGAACCUGGUGACAGAGAUGCAGUGAUAGCUGUAAAUAUUCUUGAUGAUGACACGCCAGAGGAAGACGAGUUCUUUGCAGUCAGACUCGUGAAUGCGAGGGGUGGAGCUGAAAUUGGUUUUAAUGAUCACGUCAAUCUAGUGAUCCAAUCAAACGAUGACGCCUAUGGGAUAAUCGGUUUUGUGCAGAGCUCCUUGUCCAUGCAAGUUGAAGAAUUGGAAGAAGACAAUCAGAUCACUCUGAGAGUUGAACGGCUGCGGGGAACUCACAGAACUCUAAUUGUACAUUGGGUAGCCAAUGGAAAUGUGAAUGAUAUCUUCCCAAACUCUGGAGCAUUUAUUUUUUCAGAGGGUCAAUCUCUUGCAACGAUUUUACUUGUGGUGUUGGCUGACGAUAUCCCAGAGGGAGCCGAGUUUGUGACUAUAAUGCUUGUAAAUGUCACCACUGUGGAUGUGCGAGACCAAGCUAAAGGCGCAACCAUUGAUUCCAGCAAAAGGAAUGGCAUCCUGACAGUUCUCCCUAAUGACUCGCCCUAUGGUGUGAUCAGCUGGCACAGAAACUCUCACAACGUCUCCCUGCAGGAACCUGAAUCUGAUUCAACUGAUGUCACUUUAACUAUAAUUCGUGAAGAAGGAUUUAUGGGUGAUGUUAUUGUUCAGUACCGCACAAAACCAAAUCUUUUCCUUCCACUUGUCAAUCAAGCAACUGAAAAUGAAGACUAUAACAGCAGCCAUGGCACAGUCAUUUUAAAGGAAAACAGCACACAGGCUUUGAUUAGAUUUACAAUAUUUCCCGACAACAUUCCUGAAUUACAUGAAAGCUUUCUAGUUAACAUUACUGAUGUGAAACUGAUUGAUGCUACACAUGUUGGAGGAAAGCCCAGAGUGAAGCAUUUGCAAAUGGAGCUUGCGGAAGUAACGAUCAGAGAAAACGAUGACCCCAGAGGAAUCAUUCAUUUCAACACGACAAGGAAUGAUACCGAUGCAGUUGUCGCUUAUGAGAUGGCCCCUCCAGGAAACCUGCUGAAGUUGCCAGUAAUCCGUAGUGCUGGCAAAUUUGGAGAAGUAACUGUACCUUGGGAAGCUCUGCCCAGUAGUGCCAGUUUCUCAGAUUUUACACCGUCCAAUGGAACUCUCACUUUUGCUGAAGGAAUGCAUUCUGCAAUUCUAGAAAUCACCAUAGUGGAUGAUAAUCUGACUGAAUUUCUGGAGACAUUCCGUGUUGUACUAACGGAAGUGACGGGAGGUGCCACAAUAGGAGAUGACAACAUUAUUACCGUCAGCAUUCCCAACAACGACUCCCCUGUGGGGGUGUUUGGGUUUGAGGAACGUUACGUAGCGGUUGAGGAACCAUCGACAUUCGAUGAUCCGGCUGGCUUGGUGUCCUUUACUGUCCGUCGAAAGGAAGGUCACGGCUCAGUUCGAAUUGUUUGGCAGGUGGAUGAUGCUGCAGUUGAUGACCUCUCACCCCUUUCUGGAACUUUGAUAUUCAAUCAGACUGAGACGACAAAGACACUUGUUUUACACAUUUAUCCAGAUCAUCUUUCGGAGGGAGAUGAACGAUAUGUGAUUCGGCUGAUAUCUGCGUCAAACAGUGCAGAAAUAUCCCCUGUAAAUGGAAGUGCCACAGUCAUUAUUUUAGGUGAUCGUGCAUCGUCUAGUACAAUUGCCAUUGCUGAAUCAACCAGACACAUUCUAAUUGGAGAGCCAAUCGGUGAUUACAAUGGUACGACCCUCGUAAGAUUAGUGCGUGGCCCAGGGAUUUUCGGUGAUGUUACCGUUAACUGGAUUAUAGUUCCAGCAUCUCUGAAUGAAUUUGGAGAAGUGAGCGGCACUGUUUUCCUGCGUGACAGACAGUCAUCAGCCACCAUUUUGCUUCAGGUAAUGGACGAUGACAUUCCUGAAGAAAAACAGUAUUACCAACUUCAGCUAACAGGGGUCAGUGGCAACGCUGUAAUUAAUGACACGUCAAACUCUGCCAAUAUCACCAUGGCAGCCAGCGAUUUUCCUUAUGGACAAUUUUCAUUUUCCCAUGAGGAGCUCCAAGCCUCUGAGAAUAUAAAACAGGUUAAUGUUACCAUUGUCCGAUCGCAUGGCACCUCUGGCUAUGUUCACCUGUGGUAUCAAACAACUAAUGGGACUGCACUAGGUGACGUAGACUUUGCAUCCAGCUUUGGUCAGCUGUUAUUUGAACCAGGAGAACAGGUUCGACAAAUACUAGUUGAUAUUCUGGAUGACGUUAUUCCCGAAGGUCAUGAGGACUUCUUUGUGGAAAUUCAUAAAGUGGAGCUUCAGUCAGGCAGUCUGCAUGACUUCACAGUGAGAGAUAACGGCCUUCAACCAGAUCAGCCUCCCAUUUUGGGUAACAUCUCGUCCAUUCGGAUUGUGAUACAAGUAAAUGACAAUGCACAGGGCAUUAUAGAAUUUCAGCCACAAUUUCUCAGUAUUGAAGUUGAAGAAGACGUUGGGAUACUUGGAAUACCUUUGGUUAGGAAAAUGGGAACAUAUGGAUUUGUCACAGCAGACUUUGUAUCCCGUGCAAUCACAGCAUCCCCCAAUGGAGUUGACUACAUUCUUCCGAAUGGGUCAAUCGUAUUCUACCACGGACAGAAUCAGAGCUUCAUAAACGUAACCAUUAUUGAUGACGUAGAAAGUGAACUUGAUGAGCAGUUUGAGAUCCAGCUGAUUGCGGCAAAACAAGGAGCUGUGCUUGGAAGCCACCUCACCACCACAGUAACCAUCCACAAAAGUGACUCCAUUGGCGGACUCAUUCGAUUCCGAAAUCUGACCCAGCUGGUCAUCCCUAAUCCCGAUACGCCGCAGAUACUAACGCUAGUGCUGGAAAGGAUUGGAGGACAUACUGGAGAUGUGCAAAUAAAAUGGAACAUUUUAGGCCCCAACGCAGAAACGAUCUUACCAGCAUCCAACACAGACAUAGGCGAUCCUGUGAAUGGAACGUUUUAUUUUAGAGAUGGAGAGAUUGGGAACCGAAUCAUUGAACUGAGCAUCUUACCACAUGGAGAAAUUGAAAUUGAAGAGACCUUCAUCGUCCAACUUACCCUGGAUAUUGGUGAUGCCAAAAUUGACCGAAGUGCUGGGACAGUGCUGCUGACAGUACAGCAGUUUGGAAAUCCCAAUGGAAUAGUUCAAUUUGUUGAGGAUUCUUUGUAUAUGAAGACUUACUUGGAACCAUCUAAUCAAGAAGAACUGUUGAAUAUUUCAUUCUUUAUUACAAGGAUUAAAGGAACAAUGGGAGAUGUAAAGGUAAACUGGCAGCUGUGGAGUGAUGCUGAUAUGACAGGAGACUUCUUAACAGUCAGUGGUUCGGUUACUAUCCUAGGACUGCAACAAAAUGCAGAGAUAAGUGUUCAGCUCUUAGCUGACGAUGUUCCAGAAGUUGAUGAAGUUUAUGUCAUUAGACUGACUUCUGUGGAAGGAGGUGCAGACAUAAAUAAAGACAAAGACCAAACAAGAUUUAUGGUACCAGCGAACGACGACCCCUAUGGCUUGUUUGCAGUUUACCCGGAUCGGCAAGCAGUAGUUGUUGGAAAUGAUUUGAAUCGCUACUUUCAGAUAAACAUCACAAGACAUGGUGGGACCUUUGAAGAUGUGAGCAUCGAAUACGAGCUGUUGUUCCAUGGGCAAGAAUUUGUACCGGAUGGAUUAUUGGGAACUGUGGUGGUCAGAGAUGGUGCCAGCUUUGCUGUUACUAAAGUGCCAAUCCCAGGUCAGACUUUCAUUACAAAGGAUUCUGACAUUUCAGUUAAAUUGUUAAACGUGAGUCUUUUGAGUGGAAAUACUUCUAUUCCUCCCAAGCUGUUAAAUGGGACAGACUCGGCCAAUAUUUUUGUGUCGGAAGAAGCAGCCAAUUCAGAGGUUGGCUUUGAAUCUUUGGUACUUCGAGUCUCAGAUGUUUCUGCUGGCACCUGUUGGGCUGUGAUAUCACGGAAUGGUGUGUACGGGCUCGUUGUGGUAGAGUGGAGAGGUGGCCACCCUGAAGGCGUGGUCCCUGCUGGAUUCAUACCUGGCUCCGUCAAACCGGCUUUUGGUUCAGUUGUCCUUUCCCAUGGUGAAAAACGAAAGCCCGUGUUACUCACUGUACCAACCACCAACUUCACAGGCAAGGAGUCCUUCGCCAUUCAUUUGACGAAGGUACACAGUAAUCUUACUGGUAAAGCUGAACUAAGAUCAGGAUUCACUGUGGCAGAAAUUGAGCCAUUUGGAGUCUUCCAACUUGUGCCUAAUUCAGGGCGGGUCAGAAUAGAAGAAGAUGUAGGUGCAGCAACUUUUCAUGUCCAGAGACUCUUUGGUUUCCGUGGCAACCAAACAAAACUGACUUACCGUACGACAGCAGGAAGUGCCAAACCUGAUGAAGAUUAUGAGCACAUCGAAAUGGGAGAACUUGUCUUUACUUCAUAUCAGAUCGAAGCUGUGAUCAAGCUGCUUAUCAUCAAUGAUAACAUCCCAGAAGGAGAUGAAGUGUUUUACCUAAAUUUGUCCAGCAUUGAAGUUCUGGGUUAUAAGCCAAAUAAUACAGAAGAAACCCCUUACUUGAAUUGGAACUCGAGUGUGUCAUGUAUAACCAUUAUUGCCAAUGAUGCCAGUGAGGGUGUUUUAAGUAUUGGACCCACUGUGGUGUACACUACAGAGGAAACUGAUAAUGUAAUACUUUGUAUUCGAAGGACUCUGGAAUUUACUGGACCCGUCAGUGUGAAUGUUAUAACCUUCGGAGAAAAGAAACUUAUAAGUGGUCUACAUGAAAUGCCUUUUCAAACCAACCAGCAAAAUUCCAGUCUUGCCUGGGCCAAGGAGGGAGAAGAUUUUGAAGAUGAAGCAUUGAAUGUUACUCUACAGGAUGAGGAAAAGGAAGUCAAUAUAUCUAUCAGAGUUUUAGAUGAUAAUGAACCAGAGGGCCAAGAAUUUUUUUUUGUUUAUCUAACAGAUCCAGGUGGAGGUGCACAUAUUGUGGAUGGAAAGGAUGAGCACGGAUUCAUGGCUUUUAUGAAGAUUGUUAUCUUAGGAAAUGAUGUACAGAAUGGCAUUGUGGGCUUUGCAAGUGUAUCCAAUAGUAACCCAGUCUUGGAUGAAGACUCAGAAAAUCGGAAGGUUUGGCUAACAGUUGAAAGACAAAAAAACAGAUCUUUUGAGAAUGUGACAAUUUCCUGGCGCGUGACCUUUAAUGAAACAGACGUGGUACUGCAAAGAGAUGGCGUGGAUCUGGUCAAUGAGCUCACAGCCCCAACAGGAAUUAUCCUCUGUGUUUCCAGAGAGACGCUAUGUCCAAUCACCAUCGAGAUCAAACCAGACCAGAUCCCAGAACCUGCAAUGUGGUUUCUUGUGGAAAUCUAUGAAGUGGGAUCAGGAGCUUUGAUAAAUAACAGUGCUCGAUUCGUAAAUGUUACGGUUUUAGAGAGCGAUAGCCUUCACACGUUGAUCUAUUUUGCUUCAGGAUCUCAGCUUUCUGUGGUUCAUCAGGAGGCCACAUUCGUUCGCCUGCAGGUUGACAAGAGUGCUGUUUCAAGUACAGUUGUAGCUGUUAGUUACAAAACACAGGAAUUAACGAAGGCUGAGCUGGUGGGUCAGACGUUAAUAUCACCAGCAAUUGCUGCGAUGGAUUUUGUGAAAUCGGAGGGCGGUUUAACCUUUCAACCAGAACAGUUAAGAACUGCAUUGGAUAUUGUCCUUACUCCAGAGCUGGCAUCUUCCAAUUCAUUGCCCAAACGAUUCCAAGUGGUGCUCUACAAUCCGACGGCAGGAAUUCAGUUGGAUGAGGAUUUCAACGUAGCAAAUAUUACAAUAGUCACGGACACCAACUCUCAGUUCCUUUGGGGUUUAGUUGAUCAGUUGCACCAACCCCCUGAUGAUGAAUUAAUAAAUGAAGUUCUUCAAAAACUGCAAAGCAAGAUUACCGUGGAAACCACAAGAGAACAGCUCGGUGCAGUAACAGAAGUUGUCGAAAAGGUGAUCCAAGAAGGAGAAAAGAGACCUCUUGAUGACACCAGCAUUGGACUAUUGUACAAUAGUCUUUGUGCACUACUAGAUCCCACCCGCAAGGAUACCAAAGGGCUUAGUCAGCUGGUUGAAGUGACUGAGAGAUUUGCCUUCGCACUUCUCACUGGUGUAGAAUGUGGAUCGCCUGGCCAGAGAGGCAAGACAGUUCUUGACACUUGCCAGUACCUCACCAUUAAAUCGUAUCACUGGUAUCCCCAACAAAUCAAUGGGCACAAAGUUGAGUGGAAGAAUGGUGAUUCUGUGCAAAUUCCUGAGCAGCUGCUCGAAGUCUCAUCUGCACCUUCACUUAAUCCAGGACGCGAAGACUGUCAGCAUGUGCAAUUCACAGAGUACAGCAGCCAGCAGUGGUUCCAAACCAGUGCAAAGGGAACUGCACUCAACAAUAAAAUAUUUUCAGUAAGCCUAAAGGAUCGUGAUCCACAACCUCUUGCAGAUGGCAAUGAGGUAGUCUAUCGGAUUCAUAAUCCAGAUGGUGCUGUCGUUCCGCAUACAACAGAAUGCCUUCUGUGGAACCAAGCUGCUGAAAGUUGGCUAUCAAGCAACCAGUUCUGUCGAGUGGUUGAUGACUUGAGUAACUUCGUGGAGUGUGCCUGCUCGCACAUGUCCAGCUACACGGCCUCUGCCCUAACAGAGACACUUCCCGUUUACAAUGAAAUCUUCUUCUCAGCCGCAUUCAUCUGUAUUUCAGGUUUCUCUCUCUCCAUUUUGUCUCAUCUGCUCUGUUCAAGAUUUUCCAUGUUUGCAGCCAAACUCCUCAUGCACAUGAUGGUCGCCUGCCUUGGAACUCAGAUCUCGUUUCUGAUGUCUGCGUACUUUGGUCGAGAACUCACAGAGGAGAGCUGCUCUGCGCUUGGAUUGGUGAUACAUUACCUCUAUCUCUGUCAGUUCAGCUGGAUGCUCAUUCAGUCCGUCAAUUUCUGGCAGGUGCUUGUGAUGAAUGAUGAACACACGGAUCGACGAUACCUGCUCUUCUUCACCCUGAGUUGGGGUUUACCUGCCUUUGCCGUGGCCUUGCUUGUAAUUAUAUUGCGAGGGGGUUACAACUGGACCAUGCAAGAAGUUUAUGGCUCGGUACAUGGUGAUGUGUGCUUCAUUCCCAAUAUUUAUGCAGCUCUCGCCACGGCAGCACUGAUACCAUUGUUAUGCCUUGUGGGAGUCACCGUGAUUUUCAUCCACAUCUAUCAGAUUGUUCAGCAUUGGAAGUCCUAUGAUGAUGUUUACAGGGGAAGAGCUAAUGGCACAGAAGUUCCCCUGGUUCUGUACCUUUUUGCAUUGAUAUCAUUGACAUGGCUUUGGGGAGGCCUGCACAUGGCGUACAGACACUUCUGGAUAUUAAUCCUGUAUGCUAUCUUCAAUAUCCUGCAGGGUCUGUAUGUUUUUGUGGUUUAUUUUAUCCUACACAACCAGUUCUGCUGGCCAGUGAAAGCCAGCUACAGCAUGGAAAUCAAUGGUCACCCCAGUCCUAGGUCAACUUACCUCACAUCGGGCAGCGGUGCACCAUCAAUAGGAGGGGACAUCAGCAAGUCCACUCAGAACCUCAUUGCUGCAAUGGAGGAGAUACCAUCUGACUGGGAACAAGCCUCUUUAAGACCCAGCAGUCAAGCAAGCAGCAUCUUCAAGCAAAGUCCAGUGAGCGGCAACACCUAUGCCACCAAAAGAGACUACGGCACCAGCAACUUGAUGGGUGAUGAGGAGGCACAAGAGUUUGAUGAUUUGAUAUUUGCCUUAAAAACUGGUGCCGGCCUCGGUGCAAGUGACAAUGAAUCGUAUCAUGGAAGUCAAGAUGGUAGGAGCAUUUCAAAUUCCCAGAUUGUGGAGCUACGAAGAAUACCAAUAGCCGACACUCACCUUUAACACCCUCACACGCUUUUUAAUUGAAAUUUGUCCAUGUUUUUAUACUUUUUUGGAUGUUCCUCUUUUGCACUAAAAUUUUGCAUUGAAAUAUGUAGGAUCAGUGGUAUACUUUACAAUGUUUGUACAACAUUUUUGUAAUGUUCAACUGAUAUAACCUUAGCCUUCAAAAACUUGAUUACAGAGAAGUAAAUGUUAAUUAACUAAUAUGGAUGAAGAAAAUAUGUAGCAUUUAGAUAUAAACUACAAUAAAAAAAACUAGCAAUAAAUUACUUCUGUAAAAUAUCUUCCCAUAGAAGUAACAUAAUAAAAAUAAUUUUGUGGUCAUUUCUGA